Molecule: messenger RNA, 819 nt
Organism: Dipodomys spectabilis (banner-tailed kangaroo rat)
Lineage: Eukaryota; Metazoa; Chordata; Mammalia; Rodentia; Heteromyidae
Product: zinc finger protein 2 homolog
Exons: 2
Biological process (GO): regulation of transcription by RNA polymerase II
Cellular component (GO): nucleus
Molecular function (GO): RNA polymerase II transcription regulatory region sequence-specific DNA binding; DNA-binding transcription factor activity, RNA polymerase II-specific
Source: RefSeq, a predicted model, not a curated record
AAACCUUUUGAAUGUAACGUGUGUGGUAAGUCUUUCACCAAGAAAUCAAAGCUUAUUGUCCACCAGAGAACACACACAAAAGAAAAACCUUUUGAAUGUAACGUGUGUGGAAAGUCUUUCACCCAGAAGUCAACUCUCACUGUCCAUCAGAGAAUACACACAGAAAAGAAACCUUAUGAAUGUAACAUGUGUGGAAAGUCUUUCAUCCGGAAGUCAGAGCUUACUGUCCACCAGAGAAGACACACAGGCGAGAAACUUUUUGAAUGUAACAUGUGUGGAAAUUCUUUCACCAAGAAGUCAAACCUUACUGUCCACCAGAGAACACACACAGGAGAGAAACCUUAUGAAUGUAACGUGUGUGGAAAGUCUUUCACCCAGAAGGCACACCUUACUGUCCACCAGAGAACACACACUGGAAAGAAACCUUAUGAAUGUAACGUGUGUGGAAAGUCUUUCACCCAGAAGGCACACCUUACUGUCCACCAGAGAACACACACAGGAAAGAAACCUUAUGAAUGUAACAUGUGUGAAAGGUCUUUUACCUGGAAGUCAAACCUUACUGUCCACCAGAGAACACACACAGGAAAGAAACCUUAUGAAUGUAACGUGUGUGGAAAGUCUUUCACCCAGAAGCUACACUUUACUAAGUCAAACCUUACUGUCCAACAGAGAACACACACAGGAAAGAAGCCUUAUGAAUGUAACGUGUUUGGAAAGUCUUUCACCCAGAAGGUAUACAUUACUGUCCAUUAGAGAACACAUACAGGAGCGAAACCUUAUGAUUGUAACAUGUGUGGAAAGUCUUUCACCAAGAAGUCA